AUGGUGGUCCAUAAACUCACUGUGCUGGUGGUGGAGGAGGUGGAGGUGGCGGCGGAGGAGGGGGUGGGGGUGGAGAUGGAGGUGAGGGGGGUGGUGGAGAUGGCUGUGAAGGAACAGGUGAAGGGGGAGGUGGAGGAGGUGGAGGUGAAGGGGGUGGUGGAGACGGUUGCGAAGGAACAGGUGAAGGGGUGGGUGGAGGAGAGUAGUGGCGGUGGUGGAGUGGUACAAUGUUUUGGAGCAGGUGCCGGAACUGGAGCAGGGCCUGGUGCCGGCACAGGUGCAGGGCUGGGAGCAGGCACAGGGGUAGGGCUGGGUGCAGGUCCGGGAGCAGGCACGGGGGCAGGGCUGGGAGCAGGCAUGGGGGCAGGGCUGGGAGCAGGCACGGGGGCAGGGCUGGGAGCAGGCACGGGGGAAGGGCUGGGAGCAGGCAUGGGGGAAGAGCUGGGAGCAGGCACGGGGGCAGGUCUCGGAGCAGGCACGGGGGCAGGGCUGGGAGCAGGCACGGGGGCAGGGCUGGGAGCAGGCACGGGUGCAGGGCUGGGAGCAGGCACGGGUGCAGGGCUGGGUGCUGAAACUGGUGCCUGA
Messenger RNA from Closterium sp. Naga37s-1, 585 nucleotides. Lineage: Eukaryota; Viridiplantae; Streptophyta; Zygnematophyceae; Desmidiales; Closteriaceae. The record is from the annotation of a GenBank genome assembly.